AGGGAAACGAAUGUAAACUAUUACAGUCAACGCAGAAAAAGUAACGACUACAGAAGCUUUUCUGUUUCGUUUUUUGCUUCAUUUUUUGAGUUUGGGAUUUGAUAAAAUAUUCGUUGUGAAGGCUAACGAGUAUAGACAUCCGGUGGCCAAAAAACACAUUCUUACACAAUGAGUACAGUCACAGGACGAAGACUUAGCCCUCAAAGACAGAGAGACAUCAAAGGAGAACGAAAGGCUGGUACUCAAUCAAAAGCUCAGAGUGAGGCACCUGGAAGAAAAGCUCCUGGAGACGACUGUCCAUUUCCAAAUAAACCUGUGAGCCACAGAAGACUUUUUAACUCAGGGACACAUCAGUCAACCGAUCUCUACACUUCUGAAAAAAUUACACAACAACCAAGAGACCAUGACGUAGGACAGAAACAUUGUCCAAAUGGCAUCAGAGAUACUGCAGGGUCUCAGCAUGGAACAAAAAAAGAAAUCCAGCUGACGAAAGCAAUUCAUGAAAAACAGCUCAGGCUCCAGGAGAAGCUGUGGCAGGUGGAAGAGAAAGUCAAACAGAAACUCGCUGAAGCCGCUGGCAAAAACGACGAGGGCAAGAGAGGAGAGAGGAGACAAAGUGGUGAAACAAAGGAGGCACAAAUCCGACAGAGCAGAUCAGCCGAUAUCCAUCAGGAAAGAAAACAAGUGGAGACCAUCAAAACUCUACAAAGACAAAGGAAACCAGAAGCCGUGAAGGGCUUACAGUCCAAAGAGAAUAGAAAUAAUGAAAGUUAUGAGCAAAAGGUCAGUAGAGACGCUGACAAAUCAAGAUGGGAGAAAGUCACAGAGGAGUCAAGACACAACAGAGAUGAUGGCGACAGGAAAGAAGAAGGUUUGACGUCCAGAGGUGGAACAGCAAAACAAAAAGGACAAACCACAGGUGGGGUAGGUUUGUCAGGAAGAGAGAAGGAGAGAAUGUAUGAUGAUCAGGUUACCAAGGAAAUGGCUGAUCAUGAGGCAUCAUGGGAAUCCACUGUACCACAAGACUUUGUUCCAUCUCAUGAAGAGGAGUUGGAGUUCCUGCAAGAUGCAGAUGUAAACAUCGAGCGCAUACCCUGCAAAAUCUGCAACAGGAAGUUUGUAGGUGAAAGGCUGGAGAAGCAUCUGCAGAUCUGUAAAAAGGCGAAACAGUCACAGAGGCAGGUCUUCAACUCCUACCUUAACCGGACCAGAGGAUCGGCUUUAGAGGAAUUCCUGAAAACCCACAGUAGAUGCAAGACUCCAGAGGUAGGAUACGAGAAGUAUCAGCCAAUCAUCAGCCAAUUAUACAAAAAUGUCAAAAGGUUUUACAGAAAAAGGGUCGCAGACAAAUCAAAAAGACCGUCACAAAUGCUGCACCGCCCAGUCGACCACCAGGUGGAGCCUCACAACAGAAAAGGUCCAAGUGAGCUGAUAACGGUGGAACAAUAAGCUCUGGGCCCGACAUGUUAAUGUCGAUGCUGGUCUAGAACUUGUCUAGUACUGUGGUACUUGUUAUAUUAUAAUAAUCUCUAACACUGUUGAUUUUUCGCUUGUUGAUUAGAAUAGCUGAACUACGGGUUCCGCUGUGGGACAAACAGACCGUCAGACACGUUACAAGACAGCUUUUCAGUUUUAUUUGUAGCUUUUACACGACACUUCAUCAGCAUCAGUGAGAGAACAGUUGUUUAUACAAACGUUACAUGACCAUAUUUGGUAAACUGCAGGAACUAGCGUUUACUGUGGGUUCUUUAAAAUGCACUGUGCAUAAAAACAUGAUUGUCAUAUUUACCAUCAUCUUUGGUUUCAGAAGUUUGGACUGUAUUUUGAACCGUGUGUGAAAAAACAACAACAACGUGCCAGUGUUGCUCUGUUGUUGUUCCCACACUUUAACAGCUUUUAAUGUUAUUGCCACAUUUCAUUGUUGUAACAAACCAAUAUGAUAAAGCGAUGGAGCAAAAAAAAAAA
Molecule: messenger RNA, 1965 nt
Organism: Cynoglossus semilaevis (tongue sole)
Lineage: Eukaryota; Metazoa; Chordata; Actinopteri; Pleuronectiformes; Cynoglossidae
Product: zinc finger C2HC domain-containing protein 1C
Exons: 3
Coding region: 169-1449 (426 amino acids)
Source: RefSeq, a predicted model, not a curated record